Molecule: messenger RNA, 3231 nt
Organism: Orycteropus afer afer
Lineage: Eukaryota; Metazoa; Chordata; Mammalia; Tubulidentata; Orycteropodidae
Gene: ANKRD52
Product: ankyrin repeat domain 52
Exons: 28
Coding region: 1-3231 (1076 amino acids)
Molecular function (GO): protein binding
Source: RefSeq, a predicted model, not a curated record
AUGGGGAUCCUCAGCAUCACGGACCAGCCGCCCCUGGUCCAGGCCAUCUUUAGCCGAGAUGUGGAGGAAGUGCGUUCCCUCCUCUCGCAGAAAGAGAACAUCAAUGUGCUGGACCAAGAGAGGCGAACCCCACUGCAUGCUGCUGCCUACGUAGGCGAUGUCCCCAUCCUCCAGUUGCUACUGAUGUCAGGUGCUAAUGUCAAUGCUAAGGACACACUGUGGCUGACCCCCCUUCAUCGUGCCGCUGCCUCCCGAAAUGAGAAGGUGCUGGGGCUGCUGCUGGCACAUUCAGCAGAUGUGAAUGCCCGAGACAAGCUGUGGCAGACACCACUGCACGUGGCUGCUGCCAACCGGGCCACCAAGUGUGCUGAGGCACUGGCACCCCUGUUGAGCAGCCUCAACGUGGCUGACAGGAGCGGGCGCAGUGCCCUGCACCAUGCGGUGCAUAGUGGGCAUCUCGAGAUGGUGAAUCUGCUCCUCAACAAAGGAGCCAGCCUGAAUGUCUGUGACAAAAAGGAGCGGCAGCCUCUGCACUGGGCGGCUUUUCUAGGGCAUUUGGAGGUCUUGAAACUGCUGGUGGCUCGGGGUGCAGACCUUGGCUGCAAGGACCGCAAGGGCUAUGGGCUGCUCCAUACGGCUGCUGCCAGUGGCCAGAUUGAAGUGGUGAAGUACCUGCUCCGAAUGGGAGCUGAGAUCGAUGAGCCCAAUGCUUUUGGAAACACAGCUUUGCACAUCGCCUGCUACCUGGGCCAGGAUGCUGUGGCUAUUGAGCUGGUGAAUGCAGGAGCCAAUGUCAACCAGCCGAAUGACAAGGGCUUCACACCACUGCAUGUAGCUGCAGUCUCCACCAAUGGCGCACUCUGCUUGGAGCUAUUGGUUAAUAAUGGGGCCGAUGUCAACUAUCAGAGCAAAGAAGGGAAAAGUCCUUUGCACAUGGCUGCCAUCCACGGCCGUUUUACCCGCUCCCAGAUCCUCAUCCAGAAUGGCAGUGAGAUUGACUGUGCGGACAAAUUUGGGAACACGCCACUGCACGUGGCUGCUCGCUACGGACACGAGCUGCUUAUUAGCACCCUCAUGACCAAUGGCGCGGAUACCGCCCGGCGCGGCAUCCAUGACAUGUUUCCCCUGCACUUAGCUGUUCUCUUUGGAUUCUCUGACUGUUGUCGUAAGCUUCUUUCCUCAGGUCAGCUGUACAGCAUUGUAUCUUCACUCAGCAAUGAGCACGUCCUCUCGGCUGGGUUUGACAUCAAUACGCCUGACAACCUCGGCCGCACCUGUCUUCAUGCUGCUGCUUCUGGAGGGAAUGUUGAAUGUCUUAAUUUGCUUUUGAGCAGUGGAGCUGACUUGAGGAGAAGGGACAAAUUUGGAAGGACCCCACUGCACUAUGCAGCUGCCAAUGGCAGUUACCAGUGUGCAGUCACACUGGUGACUGCUGGGGCUGGCGUCAACGAGGCCGACUGUAAAGGCUGCUCUCCCCUCCACUAUGCCGCCGCCUCCGACACUUACAGGAGAGCGGAACCCCACUCAGCUUCCAGCCACGACGCUGAAGAGGACGAGCCACUGAAGGAGUCCCGCAGGAAGGAGGCCUUCUUCUGUCUGGAGUUCUUACUGGAUAACGGUGCAGACCCCUCCCUGCGGGACAGGCAGGGCUACACAGCUGUGCACUAUGCAGCCGCCUAUGGCAACAGACAGAACCUCGAACUGCUCUUAGAAAUGUCCUUUAACUGCCUGGAGGAUGUGGAGAGCACCAUUCCAGUCAGCCCUUUGCACUUAGCUGCCUACAACGGUCACUGUGAAGCCCUGAAGACGCUGGCUGAGACGCUGGUGAAUCUGGAUGUAAGGGACCACAAGGGCCGGACCGCGCUCUUUCUGGCCACUGAGCGAGGCUCUACUGAGUGUGUGGAGGUGCUUACAGCCCAUGGCGCCUCUGCCCUCAUCAAGGAGCGCAAGCGCAAGUGGACACCCCUGCAUGCUGCUGCUGCCUCUGGCCACACUGAUUCCCUGCACUUGCUGAUUGACAGUGGAGAGCGAGCUGAUAUCACAGACGUCAUGGAUGCCUAUGGACAGACCCCACUGAUGCUGGCCAUCAUGAAUGGUCACGUGGACUGUGUACAUCUGCUGCUAGAGAAAGGAUCCACAGCUGAUGCUGCUGACCUCCGGGGCCGCACCGCCCUCCACCGGGGGGCAGUGACUGGUUGUGAGGACUGCCUGGCUGCCCUGCUGGACCACGAUGCGUUUGUGUUGUGCCGAGACUUCAAGGGUCGCACACCCAUUCACCUGGCCUCAGCCUGUGGCCACACUGCAGUCCUGCGGACCCUCCUGCAGGCUGCCCUUUCCACAGACCCCCUGGAUGCUGGGGUGGAUUACAGCGGAUAUUCGCCCAUGCACUGGGCCUCCUACACUGGACAUGAAGAUUGUCUGGAGUUGUUACUUGAACACAGCCCAUUUUCAUACCUGGAAGGAAACCCCUUCACUCCUUUGCACUGUGCAGUAAUUAAUAACCAGGACAGCACCACAGAGAUGCUGCUGGGAGCUCUGGGUGCCAAGAUUGUGAACAGCCGAGAUGCCAAAGGAAGGACCCCCCUUCACGCCGCUGCCUUCGCGGACAAUGUCUCUGGGCUCCGGAUGCUGCUGCAGCAUCAAGCUGAGGUGAACGCCACUGACCACACUGGCCGCACUGCGCUCAUGACGGCGGCUGAAAAUGGGCAGACCGCUGCUGUGGAAUUUCUGCUGUAUCGAGGGAAGGCAGACCUUACUGUGCUGGAUGAGAACAAGAACACUGCCCUUCACUUGGCUUGUAGCAAGGGCCAUGAAAAGUGUGCCCUUAUGAUCCUGGCAGAAACCCAAGACCUUGGCCUUAUCAAUGCUACCAACAGUGCGCUGCAGAUGCCACUCCACAUUGCUGCCCGGAAUGGUCUAGCCUCUGUGGUGCAGGCCCUGCUGAGUCGUGGGGCCACAGUGCUGGCUGUGGAUGAAGAAGGUCACACCCCAGCACUAGCCUGCGCCCCUAACAAAGACGUGGCAGACUGCCUGGCCUUGAUCCUCUCCACCAUGAAGCCUUUCCCACCCAAGGACACCGUCAGUCCUUUCAGCUUCAGCCUGCUCAAGAACUGCGGCAUCGCAGCAGCCAAGACGGUGGGUGGCUGCGGUGCCCUGCCCCAUGGGGCCUCCUGCCCCUACAGCCAGGAGCGGCAUGGCGCCAUUGGGUUAGAUGGCUGCUACUCAGAGUAG